GUUUUUGUGGUUAAAGGGUGCAGCAGCACCCACCCACCCCGCUCCCUCUCUCUGUAUUUUGCACGGAAAUGCGCUCGGAGAGCGGCAACGCAUAGCAUGACAAGGAAGGAAGUGUAAAGACAAGACAAACUCCGUCUCAUCGGAAUGAGCUCUUACAGGAAUCCCUUCCACAGGCUCGGGGCGCUGAACACGUGAGAAGAAAAAGGCUGCAGCACAAGUCGGACAUCAUCCCUGCGGUAAGAAGACUUGAAAAAAGUUUACAUUCCAUGUCCAUCAUCGAGCUGAGAAGCUGUUGACAGGGACGUGAAUCAGACAAAAGAGGAAAAGGACGAAGGGAGGUAGCUGUAGAGAAUAAGAGCAAGCGCUCAAAAACAGAGGGAGAGCAGGGGCCCAGGAGGAGAGGAUGGAGGCUCUGGUUCCUUUGCUGAAGAGUCACCCAGGCCCCUCAGUGCUGGUAUUUACACUGAUGUUCAGGGUGGUCCACCGGUUGCUGCAAAGGCUGCCUGUGCCCAAAGUGGUGAGGCAGGAUGACUUCAGUACCUGGAAGUGGAAGAACCUCUCCGUCUCAGUGGUGCACUCUCUGCUGACUGGGACAUGGGCCCUGACCUGUGUGGCGGUUUGGCCCGAGAUGUUGAGCAACAUUUACUCUUACAACACCCCCUUGUCCUACCUGCUUGUCUGCAUCUCAACAGGAUACUUUGUGCAGGAUGCAGGUGAUAUUAUCCUGACAGGACAUGCAAAAGCAUCAUGGGAAUUCCUAGUCCAUCAUGUGGUGGUGAUCUCGUGUUUCCUGUACUCCCUCUACACUGAGUUGUAUGUAGCUGGCGCUGUAAUCGCUCUCUUUGUAGAGGUCAACAGUGUUACCCUCCACCUGAGGCUGUUGAUGAAGCUGGCGGGAGCUCAGUUUUCGUCCAUGUACCACAUCAACAAAGUGGUCAACAUCCUUACCUACAUCACGUUCCGCAUGGGCACCCAGGCCUACCUCACCUGGUACAUCAUCCACAACUACGCCUGGCUGACUAAUGGUUUAUUCUUCCUCAUCUCCAUGAUAGUGAUGAAUAUUAUGAUCCUGGUUUAUUUCUACCGCCUGCUCCGUGCAGACUUCUUUCCCCGGAGUAAGAAAUCUGUGGGAUACAACGGGACGUAUAACAGCAACUCCAAAAAGUUUCCCUGUGAUUGACUGGGGAAGGUUUACAUGCUCAUAGGCUAUUGUGUUGUUAUUUAGGUUGGGAGUUUACACAUUUUGUCUUUU
Messenger RNA from Etheostoma cragini (Arkansas darter), 1252 nucleotides. RefSeq names its product TLC domain containing 1 (gene tlcd1). Bases 404 to 1180 code for a protein of 258 amino acids. Gene Ontology annotation, cellular component: plasma membrane. Gene Ontology annotation, biological process: regulation of membrane lipid distribution; phospholipid homeostasis; membrane assembly. The record is from RefSeq and is a predicted model, not a curated record. NCBI's taxonomy places the organism in Eukaryota, Metazoa, Chordata, Actinopteri, Perciformes, Percidae. The transcript has 4 exons.